GAUAUUUCUGUUUCAGUCAAGCGAUGACCGUGCUUUGAUUAAGAUCAAUUGAAGUUUCUGUCCGUAUGUUGGCAUACACCAUGAAGCCUAUCAAGAGCAGUGUUGGUGCGGUGGCCCUCUUCGGGUUAAUAUUUAUGGUGGCACAAGGCAUCGUUGAACCGGCUAAAAUUUUAAGCAUCUUUCCAACCAUGUCAAAAUCGCACUGGAUACUGGGGUCUUCCCUUAUGAAAGAGUUGGCGCAGGAUGGACACGAGGUGACAGUGAUAAGUCCGUUCCCCUUGAAAAAUGCUCCCAAGAACUACCGCCAUGUGGAUGUCCCCUAUCGAACGCAAAUGUUCGAAGACAUCAUGGACGAAGUGUUUGAUAAAGUCGAUGACAGUAUCGUGGAAAAAUUGAUACAAAUGGGAGGUUUUAUGCAUGAGAUUACCAACACUACACUAGCGUCACCAGAAGUGCAAUCUCUGCUAAAAUCGGAUGAAACAUUUGAUCUUCUCGUGCUGGAAAUAUUCCUUAACGAUGCCUUUCUUGGCUUUGCCGAUCGCUUCAACUGUCCAGUGGUAGGAAUGUCGACCUUUGGCGCUUCAUCGUGGGUAAAUUCACUCACCGGCUCACCACAACCGCUAUCGUACGUACCGCAUCCGAUGUCGAGCUUCACUGAUAAGAUGAACUUCUGGCAACGGCUCGGUAACGUGCUGUUCACAGCAUUUGAUGAAACAGUGCUUAGUUUUAUGUGUGAUCCGAUACAGCAGAUGUAUUACAAAAAAUACUUUCCCAACGCUUCCCGAUCGCUGAACCAAAUGCGCCGAAACGGCGUCUCGCUAGUGCUGAUCAACAGUCACUUUAGCUUGAGCUUCCCUCGACCAUAUCUGCCCAACCUGAUCGAAGUGGGAGGAUUCCAUGUCAAUCGGAAAAUAAAUCCACUUCCUGAGGAUAUAAAAACAUUCAUCGAACAAUCCGAGUACGGUGUGAUCUACUUCUCGAUGGGAUCUAAUCUCAAACCAUCCAAAAUGGACCAGCAAAAGCGUAACGAUGUUGUCAAAGUGCUGUCCAAUCUUAAGCAAAACAUCAUCUGGAAGUGGGACGAUGAUACGCUCGUUCUGGAUAACAAGAAGUUUUUGAUCGGGAAAUGGUUCCCUCAGGAUGAUAUUCUGGCCCAUCCGAACGUUAAGCUGUUCAUCACACACGGCGGCCUGUUGAGUUGUACUGAAUCGAUCUACCACGGUGUACCCAUCGUCGGUAUACCGAUCUUUGGUGAUCAACUGAUGAACAUGGCACGUGCCGAACAAUCUGGAUGGGGCGUUGGGGUGGCUUACACGAAACUGAACGAACAAACGUUCCGUAAGGCAAUCACCGAUGUGCUCAAUGAUAAGAGUUAUGCCACAAAUGUGAAAACAAUCUCCAAAAGACUGAGAGAUCAACCGCUCGCACCUAUGGAUACGGCUAAAUUCUGGGUUGAGUAUGUUCUUCGGCAUGAUGGCGCGAAACAUCUUAUAUCGUCGGCGCAAGACCUUAACAUCAUACAGUAUAACAAUUUGGACGUGUACCUGUUUAUAGGCAGCGUUGUUGUACUGAUUGUAUUGCUAAUUAGGCUAACCGUAAAGAAGCUUUUUAGUAAGCUUUUCCGAAGAAAGGUAAAGCAAACGAGUGCCAAAAAAAGAAAUUAGAAAUCAUGAAAACAUAGAAUUUACACCCUAGCUGUACCCUAAUAUUGAUGUACAGAAAAUGUAUACCUUAGAUGCGUUGGUCAACGAGACAAAUUAAUUUCAAUGAAAAAUAAACACUACUUCUAUGGAAAAA
Messenger RNA from Anopheles funestus (African malaria mosquito), 1797 nucleotides. Its product is annotated as UDP-glycosyltransferase UGT4-like. Lineage: Eukaryota; Metazoa; Arthropoda; Insecta; Diptera; Culicidae. The transcript is spliced from 5 exons. Gene Ontology annotation, molecular function: UDP-glycosyltransferase activity. Bases 66 to 1664 code for a protein of 532 amino acids. The record is from RefSeq and is a predicted model, not a curated record.